This is a messenger RNA of Diplodia corticola, 1074 nucleotides long. RefSeq names its product caleosin domain-containing protein. The record is from RefSeq and is a predicted model, not a curated record. Bases 1 to 1074 code for a protein of 357 amino acids. Lineage: Eukaryota; Fungi; Ascomycota; Dothideomycetes; Botryosphaeriales; Botryosphaeriaceae. Gene Ontology annotation, molecular function: monooxygenase activity; calcium ion binding. The transcript is spliced from 3 exons.
AUGCCCAAGAAAUCAAACUCUCAGAAGCAACACCAACAACAAAAGGAACAACAGUCUCAAGACAAGAUGGCCUCACCCCCGUCCCCCAAGCCCACCAACGUCGACCCGGCCGCGCCGUCGUCGUACGCCAACGUGGCCCACCUGGAGAACCCGCCGGCCAGCAACACGGCCGCACACGACGUGCCGCCGUCGCCGCCGCAGAGCACCAUUGAAGACGAGAAAGUGCAGCAAGGAUACGAGCUGGUCGGCCGGGCCAUCGAUGCCUACCCGCCGGGCAAGUCGUACGCGACGGGCAUCGACGAGGCCCCCGUGACACUCGAGCGCACGCCCUACAUCCCGGGCGACAACGAGCCGCUGCUGGACCCGGGCACGGCGCGGGCCACCAUCGCCGCCAGCAGGGAGGCCCCGAACGGGACCGUCGAUGCCGGGUGGACGAGGAAGCAUCAAGAUAAGACUGUCCUGCAACAGCACCUCCAAUACUUCGACCCGGACCAGGACAACAUCAUCUGGCCGCGCGACACCUACACGGGAUGCCGCAAGUGGGGCUGGUCGAUCCCGCUCUCGCUCAUCGUCGCCCUCAUCAUCCACGGCGCGCUCUCGUACCCCACGGUCCCGCACCUGCUCCUGCCGGACCCGCUCUUCCGCAUCUACGUGGAGCGCGCGCACAAGCAGAAGCACGGCAGCAGCAGCGACACGUACGACAACGAGGGCCGGUUCCGCCCGCAGCAGUUUGAGGACAUGUUUGCCAAGUACGACGACGGCAACAAGGGCGGGCUGGAUGCGUGGGAUCUGGUGAGGUUUUGGAGGGGCCAGGUGUUGGUGUUUGAUUUCUUUGGGGCGACGGCGUCCGCGUUGGAAUGGUUCGCGACGUACCUCCUGCUGUGGCCCGAGGACGGCGUCCUGCGCAAGGAAGACGUCAGGCGUGUAUACGACGGCAGCAUCUUCCAGCACAAGGCUGACGAGUAUGCGAGGAAGAAGCAGAAGCAGAGGGGCGGUGGCGGCGCCGUUGCCAAUGCGAAGAACAGGAGGCUGCAGGCUGGCGCUUGGUGGUCGCAGUCGGCUAAGACUGCUUGA